AUGGCACCCAAGCUCAACGACCCCUCGCUUCUAAAGCAAAAUGUUAACUAUAUUAACGGCCAAUUCGUGCCAUCCAUCUCCGGCAAGACCUUCAAGGUCACUGAUCCCUCGACCGGCGAGCUCGUCGGCACCAGCGCCGAAGCCGAUGUCGACGACACGCGGAGCGCCAUCGAGGCAGCCUCCGAGGCCUUCAAGACGUUUCGCAAGCAGACAGGCCGCGAGCGCGCCAAGCUGCUGCGCAAGUGGUUCGACCUCAUGAACGAGAACGCCGACGACAUUGCCAAGCUCAUCACCUGGGAGAAUGGCAAGCCCUUUGCCGACGCCAAGGGCGAGACCGCCUACGCCGCCAACUUCUUCGAGUGGUUCAGCGAGGAGGCGCCCAGGAUCUACGGCGACACCAUUCCCAGCUCGCUGGCCGCCAACCGCGUGUGGACCGUCAAGGAGCCCGUGGGCGUCUGUGGUCUCAUCACUCCCUGGAACUUCCCCGCCGCCAUGAUUACCAGAAAGAUUGGUCCCGCCCUGGCCGCCGGCUGCACCGUCGUCUGCAAAGCCCCCGGCGAGACGCCCUUUACCGCGUUUGCGCUUGCCGAGCUCGCCCACCGUGCAGGCAUCCCCAAGGGCGUCGUCAACAUCAUCGCCUCGCUCGAGAACACACCCGCCGUCGGCAAGGAGCUGACAACGUCGCCCAUUGUCAAGAAAGUGUCCUUUACCGGCUCCACCGGCGUCGGCAAGCUGCUCAUGAACCAGUCCUCCAGCACGCUCAAGAAGCUCUCCCUCGAGCUCGGCGGCAACGCACCCUUCAUCGUCUUUGACGACGCCGACCUCGACGCCGCCGUCACCGGCGCCAUCACCUCCAAGUUCCGCUCCUCGGGCCAGACGUGCGUCUGUGCCAAUCGCAUCUACGUGCAGCGCGGCAUCUACGACGACUUUGUCGCGCGCUUCGUCGAGAAAGUCAAGGCCUUCAAGGUCGGCAACGGCUUUGCCGACGGUGUCACGCAUGGCCCGCUCAUUCACGACCGCGCCGUCACCAAGGUCCGCAGCCACGUUGACGAUGCCGUCGCCAAGGGCGCCAAGCUCCUGGUCGGCGGCCAGGCUGUGCCUGAGCUCGGCGCCAACUUUUUCCAGCCCACCGUCCUCCGCGAUAUGACUGUCGACAUGGCCGUCGCCACCGAGGAGACAUUUGGCCCCCUCGCGGGCCUGUUCCCCUUUGAGACCGAGGCCGAUGUGGUCGCCAUGGCCAACAAUUCCGACGUCGGCCUGGCCGGCUACUUUUUCUCGCGCGACCUCGAGCGUGUGUACCGCGUCGCCGAGAGCCUCGAGGUGGGCAUGGUCGGUGUCAACACGGGCAUCAUCUCGGACGUGGCCUCGCCGUUUGGCGGCGUCAAGGAGAGCGGCUUCGGCCGCGAGGGCUCCAAGUACGGCAUCGGCGAGUACCAGGUCACCAAGAUGAUUACGUUUGGCGGCAUGGGCAAGCCCCUGCAGAGCUGA
This is a messenger RNA of Cordyceps militaris CM01, 1488 nucleotides long. Its product is annotated as succinate semialdehyde dehydrogenase. Lineage: Eukaryota; Fungi; Ascomycota; Sordariomycetes; Hypocreales; Cordycipitaceae. The coding region runs from base 1 to 1488 and encodes 495 amino acids. The record is from RefSeq and is a predicted model, not a curated record. The transcript has 4 exons. Gene Ontology annotation, molecular function: succinate-semialdehyde dehydrogenase (NAD+) activity. Gene Ontology annotation, biological process: GABA catabolic process.